This is a messenger RNA of Scophthalmus maximus (turbot), 1507 nucleotides long. It is a transcript of the gene chchd4a, whose product is annotated as coiled-coil-helix-coiled-coil-helix domain containing 4a. Gene Ontology annotation, molecular function: protein-disulfide reductase activity. Gene Ontology annotation, cellular component: mitochondrial intermembrane space. Bases 167 to 658 code for a protein of 163 amino acids. Lineage: Eukaryota; Metazoa; Chordata; Actinopteri; Pleuronectiformes; Scophthalmidae. The transcript is spliced from 3 exons. The record is from RefSeq and is a predicted model, not a curated record. Gene Ontology annotation, biological process: protein import into mitochondrial intermembrane space.
AUGAUUGUGCGCCCGCAUGUGAGCGCACGUCAGAGGGGUAGCGGGUUUGCGGGACGCCGGCUGGGCAGUCAGAUGAAAUCCUCGCCGUUUUCUAGUAAUUCCUCUCGCGCGGCUGAUCUUUUGGGACGGAGGACGAGGCUCCACGGACACACACACACCGGCAGACAUGUCGUACUGCAGGCAAGAGGGUAAAGACCGCAUCAUCUUCGUGACCAAGGAAGACCACGACACGCCGAGCAACGCUGAGCUGGUCGCAGAUGAUCCCAACGAUCCGUACGAGGAGCAAGGUCUGAUCCUUCCGAAUGGAGACAUCAACUGGAACUGCCCGUGCCUGGGCGGCAUGGCCAGCGGACCGUGUGGCUCUCAGUUCAAAGAGGCGUUUUCCUGUUUCCACUACAGCAAGGAAGAGGUGAAGGGCUCCGAGUGCAUCGACAACUUCCGUGACAUGCAAGAGUGCAUGCAGAAGUACCCCGAGCUCUAUCCUCAGGAGGAAGACAAAGAAGGCUCCCCCCAAGCAGAGUCUGACGCCAGCGUGGCCUCCGCUGCCCCGACCGAGGGCUCUGCCUUAUCUCCCGAAACUGACGCUACCCCGUCCACUUCUACCCCGUCAACCUCAUCUGACAGCGUGUCACCCACAGACGGCCAGACUGCCAGCUAAGGUCGAUCAAUCAUCAUUUACAGGCUCCCGUUCUCUGUGUGCAAGCACUGCCCAGCAUAAGUGACUCCCCACGAGGAGCUCUGAUCGGUCUCCAGGCCCGACAGUGAGGGCUGAGACUGACACAGCUCUGACAACUGCAGGCUGUAUUUACAAAGGCCGUCAGAGGAGGACUUUGUGAAUGCAGACAAACAGCAUAUGUACAAGUUUAGGCUUCUUUAAUUUGGCGAGAACCCAGAAAUCAUCUGAUGAUUGCCGGCUAGGGGGGGUUAGCUCACCUCACCUUAUAUUCAAUUGGUAAAUUAGUUUUCUCGUGUUAAUCAGGAGUUUCUCAUUUUGUUUGUCAGCAUUGAUUUAUCACUUAUCAAUUUGACAGAAAUCUGAGCAGUAAUCACUUGAAUUUCUUUUUCAGAUCUCUGCAAUGUUCAACUUUUCUUAGGAAUUUACCUCAACUCAAGAUAGUUUUCAGUUUUACAUUUUCUUUCCAUCACUUGAGACCAAAACACAGAUACUCUGUAAGAAAACAAGGCUACUGGUGCAGCAUCUGUCCAGUGGACAUUUCAUUGGUAUUAACACAGAUGUUUUAAAUGUGUUUGUUGACAUCUUGUAGAAACUUCAGGGUCUGCGUCUACACUUGUUGCCGUGGAAACGAUGGUUGUCAAUUUCAUCAACCAACACUGUAUCUGGCCUCGACCAAAGUGGUUUGUCAUGUUUAACGUAAUGUUUUCCUUGUCUCAACACUGUAAAGAGUCUCCACUUUGAACGCUGUGGUCAUCAUUCAGUGUCAUUCAGACCUUAAAGGACUUCAUGGUAUUUAUAAAACAUGUCCAGAUUAAAAUGAUCGUCAAACAA